Molecule: messenger RNA, 367 nt
Organism: Lymnaea stagnalis (great pond snail)
Lineage: Eukaryota; Metazoa; Mollusca; Gastropoda; Lymnaeidae
Source: the annotation of a GenBank genome assembly
CUUUGUACAACUUUGCUAUUGCGGACGAAAAACUGUGGCCCUCGAUGUACACAAAAGAAGUCCAAUGAAUCCACAUGACAACACGCGUUCAGAUAUCUGGGAUGGAAAAGAAAUAUGGUCCUUUAAUCUAAAGGAACAAUCAGAACAAUCAGAUAUUGUCAAAGAAAGAUAUUUUACCUUACAACAUCCGGUGGGGACACGACAAAAGAUGGAAGAGGGUACACGAUUUCAUACACAAACUUUUCAGGCCGUUACUUUUCCUACGGACAUAUCGCCGUGUUCAACUACUUAUUACCGAGAAAAAGUUAUAGUGGAUUGUUCAUACAAAGGAAUUAACGUAGUUAAUUCUUCCUGGUUUGAAUCGAAU